UCUCUGGACUUUACUCAGAGCAGGAUCAAAAAAUCUUUGUGGCAUUAUCGUACAAUGGAUAUGAAGCUGCUGGCAGUCGUGGCUGCGCUCAUGGUGGUGACAUAUACGCCUCCAGCACAAGCAAAGCCCAUCAGUCUGGUGGAGAGAUGCCACUGCCGCUCAACAGUCAACAGCCUCCCACGAAGCUACAUCAGGGAGCUCAGAUUCAUCCACACGCCCAACUGCCCCUUCCAAGUGAUUGCCAAGCUGAAGACAAACAAAGAGGUGUGUGUGAACCCGGAGAUCCGGUGGCUGCAGCAGUACCUGAAGAACGCCAUUAACAAGAUGAAGAAAUCCAAACAGAGCAACUAAAAUCUCCUGCAGAUAUCCUCCUGAGCCAUCACUGAGGGUUUGAACCAUCACAGCUAUGUAACAUGUGAUAUGAGAUCAUCUGGUAUGUUGAACAGCACUUAUCCCGGCCGCUACGCUGCGGCCUUUUGCAUGGAAUGAAUCUACAACUUUUCACCGUGAACACCAGCUCACCAGCCCUGUCGCAGUCUUCACCGUCACCGCUCUCAUCACUUAUAGAGAUGUAGACGUUAUUAGUGCAAAGUGCAAUUAUAUCUGUGAGUGUAUGUUUUUCUAACUAUAAUGUAUAUACUUUUUUUUGUUAAUGGGCAUCAACAGUAGAGAGCUAUUUUUGGAGAUUCUCUUGUCCCUCUGGCCUCUCUGUCAUUUAGGAGAAAGGAUCUACCCCGGGGUCAAAGUGUUUAAGGGGGGAUGUAGGUCAGCGAGUGGAUUUUCUUCACAACAAACAGGAGUUAACAUCCCACUUGCGAGUCGCAGAGUUGUGUUUUCUGCUAAGACAGCAGAAUACAGAUUCAUUACAUCUAAUCCCAAUCAUGGGAUCUGCAUAUCCUCACCAUCUCUGAUUUUAAAUUGUAUAAAAUGAACAACAAUGUGUCGCGUCUCCUCUCAAAAACAAGCCGAGUCGCAGACUUUGCCAGGUCGUAACUCAUGUUUCAAGUUAAUUGGCACCGUGGAAUUUCAAUGGCUGCCAGCUACCCCCAGACUGAAUAUAAGAUGUAUAAAAGAUCCUAGUAAAAAUGGCUAUUACAAUGUUUUUGUGAUGGAAAUUAGGAUGCCAGAAGAGCUCGAGCAUUUCCUGAGCUGUUCUGUGGCUGUGAUUAUGCGACCGUGUGUUACCAAACAUGCCUGCUUUUUUCCGUUCGUAGAGAAAAAGCUGAACAUCUGGAUACCAAACUGUUUUAAUUGGGCGACCAAUGAGACGAAAUUUACUGGAAUCAUAAAGCUAUGACGCUUAGCAAGAGAUGUUAGGAACUAAAUGGUGGCACUCACAAAUUACAGUUAGAUGUCUUUUCGAACUGAAAAAAAGAACUUAUGUCAGCGGGAUUCUGAUUAAAAUAAACCCAUAGUAUGAAUGUCCAUUUCAAUGAAGGGUGUAUUGCAGUUUGUUACCACACUAUGUUAAACUGAGAGCCACAGUAGAAAAUGUAGAAGUAGUAUUACUGACAAUAAAUAGAUGUACAUAGAUGGGACUACCUACAACUGUCAUGCAGAUAGCAAUGCACUUUAUAUCUGAUGUAUUUUAACGACAUUUACUAUUACUCACUAAGUCUGAUCAUUAAAUUCUGUCUUUUGCCUUUUCUAUGUUAAUCAGGCUGUUUCCAUUCUGUUAUCUCUGAUCAUUGAAUGUGUAACUGCAUUUAACGCCUGGGAAAUCUCUCCACCUAUCCAUUUAAAUCUCCUUGUCACGUGUAAAAUUAAUAUUAUACAAAUGUUUUAUUUUUGUACUCUUGUAUGCAUUUAUAUAUUAAAUCUAAACAUUUAAAUGAAGGAACUGUACUCUCACAAUUGGGUCAUCCAGUCAGUGUUUUAUUGUGAAGCUGGUCAGUAAAAAAGGAAAUCUUUAAAAUGUUAUGGUUAUUAUUUUUAAUAUAUGCUUUCCUCAACAUGUUACAAGCCUUUAUCGUCGUAAAUAUGCAGCCACAGAUGCACAUGUACACACAGUUCAGUUGAGUGACUCUUUGUAUUUGGUGUAAAUCAAGGUUUUCCAGAGCCAACACACACAGCUCUUACUGUAUGAGUAGGUCAGAAGGUCUGUCUAAAGACUUUGAUGUGUGAACAUGUGUUUAGCUUUACUCACAAGGGCAAAUAAAAGGCAAGGACAAUGAUUCUGCCUGUUAUUUAACUAUUAACUCAACAAGCGACCAUUAGGAAAACAUUAGGGCUAAAAGGGAUGAACUUUUCACUUCCCUCUGAGGGCAUUAUGUGAUGCGGAGCACAGUAGUUUCUGUGAUGAGAGUGGUCCGCUGAUUGAAACAUCAGGGAGAGAUAAAGGCCUGUGAGUGGCAGUCCUCGACCCUUUUCGCUGUGUUUGCUGAUUAGCUUUGAACUCCAGUUAAAGCGGGAUUAAAGCGGAAUCAGCAGCACUGCUCGUGUGAGAUAAAGCCAUUGAUUUAGCUCUGGUGUGCAAAUUCGGAGUGGAAAUUACUAAGAUUAAAUCACUGUAUGGACUGAUUGUGUUAACCUGAUAUCACUGCAGGCAUCAGCAGGUAGCAACAAGUAUUUUCCUCCCGUGCAAUGUGAAGAUUGGGCAGCUUGUCUCAUGUGACAUUUUUAUCACACAGAGGACACAUCCUCAUAUCUUUAAGUGUGAACUAUUUGUACUCUGAGUAAACCAUUUGUGCACUGAGCAUAUUUCAAUUAAACUUAAAAUUGCUCACAA
This is a messenger RNA of Epinephelus lanceolatus (giant grouper), 2728 nucleotides long. RefSeq names its product chemokine (C-X-C motif) ligand 12a (stromal cell-derived factor 1) (gene cxcl12a). Gene Ontology annotation, cellular component: extracellular region. NCBI's taxonomy places the organism in Eukaryota, Metazoa, Chordata, Actinopteri, Perciformes, Serranidae. Gene Ontology annotation, molecular function: chemokine activity. Gene Ontology annotation, biological process: immune response. The record is from RefSeq and is a predicted model, not a curated record.